ACUUCUUUUCGCAAGACUAUCUCAGCAAAAAUGGCCCGCACCAAGCAGACUGCCCGUAAGUCCACCGGCGGCAAGGCGCCCCGCAAGCAGCUGGCCACCAAGGCCGCUCGCAAGACCCCCGCCACCGGCGGUGUGAAGAAGCCCCAUCGCUACCGCCCCGGUACCGUGGCGCUGCGCGAGAUCCGCAAGUACCAGAAGUCCACUGAGCUGCUGAUCCGCAAGCUGCCGUUCCAGCGCCUGGUGCGUGAGAUUGCCCAGGACUUCAAGACCGACCUGCGCUUCCAGAGCCAGGCCGUGCUGGCGCUGCAGGAGGCCGCUGAGGCCUACCUGGUGGGCCUGUUCGAGGAUACCAACCUGUGCGCCAUCCACGCCAAGCGUGUCACGAUCAUGCCCAAGGACAUCCAGCUGGCCCGCCGCAUCCGUGGCGAGCGCGCGUAAGCGUGCUGCCGACUGGGCUGCUCUUCCCCCCAAAAAAACUCGGUGUUUCUCAACACCACCUUGCACAAGCAACGGUGUCUAUUGGCGUCUGCACUAAAUGCUUCAUAUGAUUGUAGUGUGUGACGGUGCCAGCGUAACAACCCACUGGUGCCGGUGCCACUAGCCCACUGCUGGUGCCGGUUCCGAUGCGACGGUGCCACUAGCCCACUAUGCA
Molecule: messenger RNA, 652 nt
Organism: Chlamydomonas reinhardtii
Lineage: Eukaryota; Viridiplantae; Chlorophyta; Chlorophyceae; Chlamydomonadales; Chlamydomonadaceae
Exons: 1
Coding region: 31-438 (135 amino acids)
Cellular component (GO): nucleosome
Molecular function (GO): DNA binding; protein heterodimerization activity; structural constituent of chromatin
Source: RefSeq, a predicted model, not a curated record